AUGAAGUCAUUCACGCUCUCCGCCAUGGCGGCAUUGGCUGCCACAGCCUUUGCACAAACACACACCGACUGCAACCCGCUCAACAGCACAGGAUGUCCCAGCAUGCAGGCUCUCGGCAGCAACGCCACAUUCUUCUUCAACAAGACCGGCAUCCCGUCCAACGACAAAGUCUGGAAGAAGCAGAAUCAGGGCACCCAAGACUGGGACGAGAAAGGCGGCGCGACAUUUACUAUUGAACGCUCCGGGGACUCCCCCAUGGUGCAAUCCAAGUUCUACAUGCUCUUUGGCCGCUUCGAAUCCGAAGCCCUCGACGAAAUCGACUGGGAAUUCCUCGGCAGCAACAACACCCACGUGCUCACCAACUACUUCGGCAAAGGCAACACAUCCGCAUACGACCGUGGCAAGGAAUUUCCCAUGGCGCCCCCGCAAGACGAGUUCCACAACUACACUAUCGACUGGACCAAGGAUCGCAUCCAGUGGUGGCUUGAUGACAAGAUGGUGCGUGAACUUGUCCCUGCCCAGGCCCUUGGUGGGAAGAACUACCCGCAGACACCGAUGAACAUUCGUCUGGGCAUGUGGGCGGGCGGCGACACCAAGAAUAACGACCCCGGUGUUGUAAAGUGGGCGGGCGGCGAGACCAACUUCGAAGACGGCCCGUUCACCAUGAUGGUCCAGCAAGUCUACGCCAAGGACUACACGGAGGCCAAGGAGUACUCGUGGGAAGGCAUGGACGCCUCAGGCUCGUGGGAGAAAGUAAAGGUCAUUGCUGGCGGCCCAUCCGACCCCUCCCCCGCCCUGAAAGAAAUCCAAUCCCCCUCCGGCGUCAAGAACCGCUGGGCCGCGCUCCCCACAGGCGCCAAAAUCGGCAUCAUCGCCGGCUCGCUCGGCCUUUUCGUCGUGCUGCUCUGCGUCAUGGCCUUCUGUUGCAUCAAGCAGCGCCGCGCGGGCAAGCGUGAACACGCUGCACUCCUUGCGGACGAGCAGAAGGAAGCCGCUGAACUGCAGGCGUACAAGCAGCAGAUGCAGGGCGGGAAGUUCGCUAUGGGUGGUGGGUACGCGAAGGUUUAA
Messenger RNA from Parastagonospora nodorum SN15, 1068 nucleotides. RefSeq lists its product as hypothetical. Gene Ontology annotation, cellular component: fungal-type cell wall. Lineage: Eukaryota; Fungi; Ascomycota; Dothideomycetes; Pleosporales; Phaeosphaeriaceae. The transcript is spliced from 3 exons. Gene Ontology annotation, molecular function: hydrolase activity, hydrolyzing O-glycosyl compounds; glycosyltransferase activity. Gene Ontology annotation, biological process: carbohydrate metabolic process; fungal-type cell wall organization. The coding region runs from base 1 to 1068 and encodes 355 amino acids. The record is from RefSeq and is a predicted model, not a curated record.